Molecule: messenger RNA, 429 nt
Organism: Lathyrus oleraceus (garden pea)
Lineage: Eukaryota; Viridiplantae; Streptophyta; Magnoliopsida; Fabales; Fabaceae
Exons: 2
Coding region: 1-429 (142 amino acids)
Source: RefSeq, a predicted model, not a curated record
AUGAAGAUAAAGUGUUUUAUUUUUGCUUUCUUUCUUUGUGCACUAAUUUUCAUCACCGUUGUGGCAAUUGAACCGUCCAAAGAUGAUGAAAAACAAACUCGCGAAUUUGAAAAAUCCGAAAUAAAAUUCGGGAUAAAUAAAGUUAGGCGUUUAAGAGAAGGUGGACAUGGUAGAAAGCAUCGAAAAAGACAUAUAAAUAGUGUUGCACAAGUUUGGAUAAAUGGAGGUGGUGUGGGAGGUUCAUUCAAAAGAGGCGGUUUUACGGGUGCGAUAAAUAUUGGAGGAGUUCAAGAUGGAGGUGAAAACAUUGGGCUUGGAGGACAAGGUAAAAUAGGAAAUGAAGAGAGAAGAAAUGAAGUAAGUUCAAUAGGAGAAGAAAACAAGGGAGUUAGAGAAGAAGAAGAAAAUGAAGGAUUUGGAGGGCCUUAG